This is a messenger RNA of Drosophila subpulchrella, 1105 nucleotides long. RefSeq lists its product as uncharacterized. NCBI's taxonomy places the organism in Eukaryota, Metazoa, Arthropoda, Insecta, Diptera, Drosophilidae. The record is from RefSeq and is a predicted model, not a curated record. The transcript is spliced from 3 exons. Bases 32 to 958 code for a protein of 308 amino acids.
AAUCAAGACAAAGGCGGACUAAAAGUUUAAAAUGUCUAUUGACUUCAACGAGGCACUUGAAAUGCUGGUGGAAAAUAUAUCAAAAUACAUUAAACCUGAUCAGCAAUCAUAUAUGCAAGAUGCAGCCGAAAUAUCCCAGAAAUUAAAUGAUGAGCUCAUCAAUAUAAAUUCUAUUUUCAAGGGCUCAGUUUAUAAAUGGGAUCAAACAUAUAUGUUCAACUGUAAGCCAUAUCCCAAAACGCAUGUGCCGAUUUUGUGGAUUGACAUUCCAUUUGGGGUAGAACCUCAGAAAGUUUCCGUUCACCUCGAUCCAGGAUGCAGAUUGUUUAAUCUUAAGACGGUUGUAAAUCAUCCAGUCGUUCAGAAUGGAUAUGUGAGCGGGGAAAGACUGCUCAAUCUGUUCUAUUUGGAUUUGUACAGAGCGGUUGACAGGAUGCACAUUUCUAUUUGUAAGAGCGGAAAAAUAUAUAAUAUAUCGGCCAACUUCCUUAAAUCACGUGCAUCAAAAUUUGAGAUUGUUGUCAAGGAAUAUGGGAAGGAUGGGUUGGAGGAAAAUCCGACAAUAAUUUAUAAGUUUCAACUCGUGUUUAACUUCUCCAACGAUUCUGUCCUGUAUUCAUACAUGAAUAACCACUUUCACCAAGUUGAAAAAUCCAAGGUAGAAGCGAGUGGAAGGAAAAGCAUUAAAUUGCUGACCAAUGCAAAAACAUUGUUGCUCCAAUUACAAGUUGCAGAUAAAUUCCUUACUGUUCCAGCUAUAAAUUUGGUACUCGAAACUUGUGUUGAUUUGCGUGUGGUUUCAAAUACUGGAGAUGUUUUGCUUUCGGCUAUAGCAAGUUUAAUACCGUUGAGCGAAAGUUCCGGGACCUUGAUUUACGUCUUUGGAAAAUUACUGCAGUUCAAACAGUCGGACUCUGUUCAAAUGUCAGAGCUAAAGGAUCUUUUUGGUGUGCACUAAAAAUUGAAAUGGAGUUUAAAAAAAAUAUGAGUGCAGCAUGUUUUCAGGCGUAGUUAAAUAAGAAUAAAGUUAAGAAAUGCAUUCCCUAUCUCAAUAUUCAAAAUAUCGAAGCCAAAAAAGUAGAGACACAAAGAUUCCUAUUACGUA